AUGAACAGACGCAAGUCCGUCCACGGGGGUGCGUUCGAGUGUGUUCUGCCUGGAAGCCAGAGUGCGCGUAUGGCCAGGUUUGCUACAGAGUAUUACUACAGCAUGCAGGCUUUGAUAUUUGCUAUAAAGGAGAUAAACGCGGAUCCCGCUCUCCUUCCCAACGUUACACUGGGUUUCCAGGUGUUUGACACCUGCCUGGCACUACGGAAAGCGAUACAAGCCACUCUUCAAAUGAUGUCAGGAAGAGGGGAAAUCACCCCAAAUUACCACUGCCGCAAAGAGUCCCCUCUAGCAGGGAUCAUUGGCGACUCUGAGAGUACGGGAUCGAUACUUAUGGCCCAGAUUUUGGGACUGAAUAGAUUUCCUCAGAUCAGUUACUUUGCCACAAACCCUAUGCUCAGUGACCGUGGCUUGUUUCCAUCCUUCCUACGCACCAUCCCUAGUGAUGAAUUUCAAAUGAAAGGUCUGGCCCAGCUGGUCCUCCAUUUUGGUUGGUCUUGGGUUGGUCUCCUGGCCAGUGAUAAUGACUAUGAUGCGGUGGAAUGUCAUCCGUGUUCUUGGGAUACUUGGCCUGAUCCAAAUCGAAUCAAAUGUGUGCCAAAAACGACAGAAUUCCUUUUCUAUGAAGGACCUUUGGGUUAUGGCUUAACAAGCACUGCCAUGAUUUCUUCUCCAGUACCACUUUUUAUUUUGGGAAUUUUCAUUUGUUACAAAAAGACGCCAAUAGUCCGAGCCAACAACUACUCCCUUAGCUGCCUUCUCCUGCUUUCCCUGUUCCUCUGUUUCCUUUGCUCUUUAGGGUUCAUUGGUUACCCACAACCUGAAAAGUGCCUUCUGCGCCAGGUGGCAUUUGGGAUGGUUUUUGCUCUCUGCAUCUCCUGUGUUCUGGCCAAAACCAUCACUGUUGUCAUUGCCUUUAAUGCAACCAAACCCGGAAACAGGUUAAGAAAGUGGACAGGAGUAAGGGUGUCCUACUGUGUUAUUGGGAUAUGUGUCCUUAUUCAGUUAUUUCUGUGUGUGAUAUGGCUCAUCUUGUCUCCUCCCUUCCCUGAAUAUGACACUGGUACCAAACCUGGAAUCAUAAUUGUAGUUUGCAAUGAAGGGUCACCCACAGCUUUCUGGUGCAUGCUGGGAUACCUUGGAUUCUUGGCCAUGAUCAGUUUCAUUGUUGCCUUCCUGGCCAGACGCCUCCCUGACAGUUUCAAUGAAGCCAAAUUGAUCACAUUCAGUAUGUUGGCUUUCCUCAGUGUGUGGGUGUCCUUUAUCCCAGCCUAUCUCAGUGCCCGGGGCAUGUAUACUGUGGCAAUGGAGGUCUUUGCCAUCCUGUCUUCCAGUUGGGCUGUGGUGGGCUGUAUCUUUGUGCCAAAAUGUUACAUUGUAUUGUUCAAACCCAAUGUGAACUCAAGAAAACAUAUCCUUGGAAAAAGAGGUCCAAUGUGA
This is a messenger RNA of Xenopus tropicalis (tropical clawed frog), 1440 nucleotides long. Its product is annotated as vomeronasal type-2 receptor 26. Gene Ontology annotation, cellular component: membrane; plasma membrane. Lineage: Eukaryota; Metazoa; Chordata; Amphibia; Anura; Pipidae. Gene Ontology annotation, molecular function: G protein-coupled receptor activity. The record is from RefSeq and is a predicted model, not a curated record. Bases 1 to 1440 code for a protein of 479 amino acids. Gene Ontology annotation, biological process: G protein-coupled receptor signaling pathway. The transcript is spliced from 4 exons.